CCGGGUUAGCGGCGGAACUUGUUGUUAGCGUUUGCCAGGCGCUGGACGACAAGGACACUUCAAGUGAUUUCCUCUUCGUUGGGCUGGUGGGCGCCAUGGCGCUACGGGGCAUCCGAGUCGUAGAGCUGGCUGGCCUGGCCCCAGCCCCGUUUUGUGGCAUGGUCCUGGCGGACUUCGGGGCGCAGGUGGUGCGCGUGGACCGGCCCGGCUGGCUUGGCGACAGGAAUCUCUUGGCCCGGGGCAAGCGCUCGCUGGUUCUGGACCUGAAGCGGCCUCAGGGAGUGGCGGUGCUGCGGCGCCUGUGCUCCAGAGCGGACGUGGUCCUGGAGCCCUUCCGCCAUGGUGUUAUGGAGAAAUUACAGCUUGGCCCAGAGAUUGUGCAGCGAGAAAAUCCAAAGCUUAUCUAUGCCAGGUUGAGUGGAUUUGGCCAAUCAGGAAGAUUCUGUAAAGUAGCAGGUCAUGAUAUCAACUAUUUGGCUUUGUCAGGUGUUCUGUCGAGAAUUGGCAGAAGUGGUGAGAAUCCAUAUGCACCGCUGAAUCUCCUGGCUGACUUUGCAGGUGGUGGCCUCAUGUGCGCAUUGGGUAUUAUGAUGGCUCUUUUUGAACGUACUCGCACAGGCAAAGGUCAGGUCAUUGAUGCAAACAUGGUGGAAGGAACAGCAUAUUUAAGUUCUUUUCUGUGGCAAACACAAAGCACCGGACUGUGGCCACAGCCUCGAGGACAGAACAUGUUAGAUGGUGGGGCACCUUUCUACACAACUUACAAGACCGCAGAUGGGGAGUUCAUGGCUGUCGGAGCAAUAGAACCCCAGUUCUAUGCACUGCUGAUCAAAGGACUUGGGCUGAAUUCUCAUGAACUUCCUGAUCAGAUGAGCAUGACUGAUUGGCCAGAAAUGAAGAAGAAAUUUGCAGAUGCAUUUGCAAAGAAGACAAAGGCAGAGUGGUGUCAGAUCUUCGACGGCACAGAUGCAUGUGUGACUCCGGUUCUGACUUUUGAAGAGGCUGCCCACCAUGAUCAUAACAGAGAACGGGGCUCAUUUAUCACCAAUGGGGAGCUGGGCAUGAGUCCCCGCCCUGCACCUCUGCUGUCAAGCACCCCAGCAAUCCCUUCUUCCAAAAGAAAUCCUUUCAUAGGAGAACACACUGAAGAGAUACUUAAAGAAUUUGGGUUCAGCCAGGAAGAGAUUGUUAAGCUUUAUUCAGAUAAAAUUGUUGAGAGUAAUAAACCAAAAGCUAAUCUCUGACUUCCAGCCCCACACUUCAAGUGAGUUUGAAUAUUACAUAUACAGUAUAGAAUAAUACCUAAGAUUGUAUGCAUGGAAGUGUGAAAGAACACUAUCACAGUGGGGCAUCUCUCCUAAUUAAGAAAUAAUUGAAGACUCUGAUUAUAUAGUAAUGAUUGAAUUUUGAAAAUGGAUAGCAUCAGGGCUUUUGAUUCAGGAAUGAUUUCUGACAGUUUUCAUGCCUUCCAAUUUAUCUAAUGGAAUAUAUUUGUUGAUACUAAAAUACUUAAAUGCAUAAUAUAUAUUUUAAGUGAAUUAAUGUAAUACAUUUUAUUAAAUAAAGCUUUUAUUUUUUACUAA
This is a messenger RNA of Choloepus didactylus (southern two-toed sloth), 1583 nucleotides long. It is a transcript of the gene AMACR, whose product is annotated as alpha-methylacyl-CoA racemase. Gene Ontology annotation, molecular function: alpha-methylacyl-CoA racemase activity. NCBI's taxonomy places the organism in Eukaryota, Metazoa, Chordata, Mammalia, Pilosa, Megalonychidae. The transcript has 5 exons. The record is from RefSeq and is a predicted model, not a curated record. Gene Ontology annotation, cellular component: mitochondrion. Bases 96 to 1244 code for a protein of 382 amino acids. Gene Ontology annotation, biological process: bile acid metabolic process.